CCUUCCCUCCUCAGUCCCCAGCCCUCUCUCCCUGUUUAUUGUGGCGGAGCUUCCUCUGUCUCUCGCUCUACAAGGCCCACGUCCCUAUCUCUCUCCGUUUGUUCUCCCUUAGAGUGGUGCUCUCUCCCCCACUUUCUCUCUGUUUCUUCCCGCCGGAGAAGGACGACGAGAGAGCAUUAAGAGAAGGAAGAUGAAGCAGCUGAUGAGGAAGCUGUCCAGAGUCGCCGACUCCUCGUCCCCCAGCUACGCUGUGCUCCACCAUUCCGACUCUGUCCCCGCCAGUAAACGCAAGGGAUGGAGGCUCUCUUCCUCAUCUUCUUUUUCUUCUUCUGCUGCCUCGAAGGGCGUCGCCUCUUCUCCGGCCACCUGCAAGGUGCCGGAGGGGCACCUCCCUGUGUGCGUCGGGGAGGAGAUGGAGAGGUUUGUGGUCAGCGCCGAGUCGCUCAACCACCCGCUCUUCGCCGAGCUCCUCCGCCGAUCCGCCCAGGAGUACGGCUACGACCAGAAGGGCGUCCUUCGCAUCCCCUGCCCCGCCGGAAUCUUCCGCUCCAUCCUCCAGAUACUCCGCCGGAAGGACGGCGACGCAGACGGAGCCGGCGUCGACCUCGACGAGCUCCUCCGCCGGCUCGCCUCUGCGGACGCCUCUUUAUGAUCCCCAGAUCUUUUAUGACGAAAGUACCCUCUAGAUCGUGGUCUUCUCUCUGACUGAUUUUAACUUCCCUGGUUUUUCCCUUCUUUCUUUUUUACGUGGAGGUCUCGGGUCUCGUGAAUCGGAUCCAGAACUGACAGAGUGGAAGUGAACGGGCAUAGGGUCCAAAAUGUGGAUCUAAGAUUCCACAUUCGGAUAUGUAUUUUCAAUACUCGGAUCUAGUAUUUAAAAUUGAGAUCCGAACCAGUAAGUGGCUAUGGAGGGUAGUCUCUGGAUUGUGUGUAGAAUUUUGGUUCUUCGGGUCCAUAUAUUUUUGCUUUGUUUUACGUGAAAUCUCAUUUCCCAUGAUGAACGGUUUUAUGUAAAUAUGAUGAGGUGAGGCACAUUAUUUGAGUAAAUUCUCACCCUCAGUGGCAGCUUAAUGUAAUUAUUUUAUUUCGUAGUUUU
Messenger RNA from Nymphaea colorata (pocket water lily), 1096 nucleotides. RefSeq names its product auxin-responsive protein SAUR72-like. NCBI's taxonomy places the organism in Eukaryota, Viridiplantae, Streptophyta, Magnoliopsida, Nymphaeales, Nymphaeaceae. The transcript has a single exon. The record is from RefSeq and is a predicted model, not a curated record. The coding region runs from base 191 to 652 and encodes 153 amino acids. Gene Ontology annotation, biological process: response to auxin.